This is a messenger RNA of Micropterus dolomieu (smallmouth bass), 725 nucleotides long. RefSeq names its product UPF0449 protein C19orf25 homolog. Bases 108 to 431 code for a protein of 107 amino acids. The transcript is spliced from 2 exons. Lineage: Eukaryota; Metazoa; Chordata; Actinopteri; Centrarchiformes; Centrarchidae. The record is from RefSeq and is a predicted model, not a curated record.
ACCUGAGCGCGGGAUUUGCAGCUGCUCUCUGUUCAGUCUCAUGUUAUUGUGGCUGGUAAACUGAUGGACGGUUUGUGCACAGAUGCAGGAAGUGAAGCUGCAGCAGAAUGAAUAUUGGUUCUAAAAGUAAGAAGCGGGUGGUUCUGCCCAGCCGUCCUGAGCCCCCGACCGUAGACCAGAUCCUGGAGGACCUCACCAAAGCUGCUCCCAACGAUCCGGUCUUCAGCAUCCUGGAGAAGACUGGACAAGGCUCGUCCCGGCCUUCAGAGAGCGACGUGGACUUGAAGUUCCAGCAAUGCCGUCAGUACCUGGAGCUGAACAAUCGGCUGCAGGAGGUUGGAGAUCGGCUGCUGAAACAGAGGAAGGAGCUGCGAGCGGCGGGGGAACAGCUAGAGAGAGACGUGGCAGAGGUCAAAGGUCAAACACUCUGAAACUGUCCUCUCCUUCUCUGCUCGGGACGUUUUCAGUGCAGACGGCCCGGUGGCCCAGCUGCCAAUGAUGGACCUUGGUGGUGGUUCAGGAGCCCCAGUGUUGGCUGACCUCUGACCCCACGAUUUAAACAUGUGCGUUGUGCUGAUGAUGGCUGCUUCCCAUUGGUUCGCCAGCUAAACCUUUAACGUGCAACAGCAGCAGCAGGACAUGUUUGUAUCAGCGGUAACUUAAUAAGGCUGAUUCAGUCAUUACUUAUCAAUUAAUCAAUUUACUUUGUCAAAUCAAUUAACUUA